AUGGCGAAAUCAAUGAAGGCUGCCAGAUACGACCCUCGCACAGUCACCAUCAGACUGCAGGAGAUCCCCGUCCCCAGUCCCAAACAGGACGAGAUAUUAGUCCGAACAAUCUCAUCGGGACUCUGCCAUUCAGACUUGAUGGUCUUGGACGGUUCCACGCCGAUUGUCCCGACAGAGACAGUCACUAUAGGGCAUGAGGCAGUGGGCGAGAUUAUCGGGCUCGGCCAAAGUGUGUCUGGUUUUUCCAAGGGUGAUGUCAUUGGGUUCCUGAACGCAUACCAUGCAUGUUGGAGUUGCAAUGGAUGCCAAAAUCACUAUGCAUUCUGCGAGUCCAAAGACUUCAUUAUGCAGGGCUGGGGGAUGGAUGGGUUCUUACAGGAAUACUGCAUCGUUGACCAUCGCUCAGCGAUAAAAUUGCCACGUGGGAUGGACCCCCAAAAAGCUGCACCAUUGUUCUGUGCUGGAAUUACAGCGUACAACGCCGUCCGCCGGCCAGGUCUGCAGGAUGGCCAAUGGCUGGCAGUGGUGGGUUGCGGUGGUCUUGGUCAGAUGGCCGUCAGAUACGCCAAAGCCUUGAACUUACGGGUUAUUGCCAUCGACAUUGACGACAACAUCUUGAGCAACGCUAAAGCUGCUGGGGUCCAGCAUAUAUUCAACAGCAAAACCACCCCAGAUUUCGUGGACCAGAUUCGGCGACUUACGUCGGGAGGGGUAGAUGCUGCUGCAGUGUUCACUGCUGUCAAGGCAGGAUAUGACAUCGCCCCAAAGACUAUCAAGACUGGUGGGAAACUGGUUGUUGUUGGGUGCCCUGCAGAAAUCAGUUUCAAUGCCGUUGAGGUGGCGUUAGGAAGAUAUCAAAUUCUCGGCGCCAACAAUCACGCAACAAUGGACGAACUUCGACUAUGUGCGGAGUUUACGCUGAAGCAUGGCAUCGAAUCACCAAGUCAAGCCUUCAAGAUUGACCAAGUGGAAGAGAUGGUAGCGUUGAUGGAGGCCGGGAAUCUAGGAGGGAAGCGACUCAUCGUUGUGUACUGA
Messenger RNA from Exophiala mesophila, 1035 nucleotides. RefSeq lists its product as uncharacterized. The transcript is spliced from 3 exons. Lineage: Eukaryota; Fungi; Ascomycota; Eurotiomycetes; Chaetothyriales; Herpotrichiellaceae. The record is from RefSeq and is a predicted model, not a curated record. Gene Ontology annotation, molecular function: oxidoreductase activity; zinc ion binding. The coding region runs from base 1 to 1035 and encodes 344 amino acids.